CGAUCUCAAACAGCAAGUUGUUUAGAAAGUGAAGAAGAAAACUUCCGCGCAUGAGGUUGGCGGGUUGUUAGUUUCUUGUGUGUGUAUGCCGGGUGUUUUUGUUUAAAUUUGCAGCACAAUAGACGCUACAAAACGCCUCAGUUAGCAAAGUCAGGUCCCCGCGGAACAUUUGCAUCUGGUUAGUCAGCGGUGGUUUUCCCUGUCAUGCCGUCCGUCGCUGGAGCCAGCAGCCCCGCAUCCGCGCUCGCCGAGGCGCUGGAUAACUCUGCCCGGUUGAUAGACAGACACCUCCAGGAUGACCGCUGCUUUCCUGACCUGUCCGAGCUGCUCAGCGUCCCGUCACACAACAUGCCAUCCAUCUCUGGAGUGUCUGACAUGGACUACCCUCUCCAGGGACCCGGCCUGCUCAGCGUACCAAACCUCCCAGAACUCAGCGCAGUCAGAAGAGUCCCACUGCCGCCUGAGCUGGUGGAGCAGUUCAGCCAUAUGCAGUUUAAUUGCAUGAUGGGAGUUUUCCCUGAGAUCUCUCGAGCAUGGCUCACAAUCGACAACGAUAUCUUCAUGUGGAAUUACGAAGAUGGGGGAGAUGUGGCCUACUUUGAUGGCCUAAUUGAAACUAUUCUAGCUGUGGGUCUUGUUAAACCAAAACAAGGGAUUUUACAGCCACAUAUCCACUACCUUCUGGUUUUAGCCACAUCUGUGGAUGUAGUGAUCCUUGGACUGAGUUUCCCCAAGAGCCAAGCUGCAUUAAAUGACAGCAUGUCUGGUGGGAUGCAGCUUCUACCAGACCCCCUCUUCUCAAUCCCGACAGACAACACCUACAUCCUGUCCAUCACCUCUACAGACCUGGGCCGCAUCUUCAUGGCAGGAAAGGACGGUUGUCUCUAUGAGAUAGCUUACCAGGCGGAGGCGGGUUGGCUCAGCCAACGCUGCAGAAAAAUUAACCACUCCAAAAGCUCUUUGUCCUUCCUCAUUCCCUCUGUGCUCCAGUUUUCUUUUUCUGAAGAUGAUCCCAUUGUGCAGAUUGCAAUCGAUAACUCUCGCAACAUACUCUUCACCCGCUCUGAGAAGGACGUCCUACAGGUGUAUGAUCUGGGUGCUGAUGGCCACGGGAUGAGUCGGGUAGCGACAAUGUCGCAGAGCUCCAUCAUAGCGGCUGCAGGAAACAUUGCUCGGACAAUCGAUCGUUCGGUCUUCAAACCCAUCGUCCAAAUCUCAGUCAUUGACAGAUCAGAGUCCUCGGAUUGCCACCUGCUUGCCGUUACUCACACAGGUGUGCGCCUGUACUUCACCACCGCGCAUUUUGCACCUCAGCACCAGAAGCACAUUGCCGUUCGCCCCAGCCUGCUGUCGUUGAUCCAUGUUCGGCUGCCGCCGGGUUUUUCCGCCUCCUCCACACUGCAGAAGCCCUCCAAAGUCCACAAAGCUCUGCACAGCAAAGGUGUUCUCCUCCUGGCUGCUUCGGAGACAGAGGACAGUGAUAUUCUGUGGUGCAUCAACCACGACUCCUUUCCCUUCAAGAAACCCCUGAUGGAAACUCAGAUGAUGUCUAAUGUUGAUGGACACUCUUGGGCUCUUUGUGCCCUUAACGAUGAGAAGCCUCCUAAGAUUUUUACUCCUCUCAACAAGGAGCACAUUCCCAUCACAGAUUCACCUGUGGUCGUACAACAGCACAACAUUCCCGCACAGAAAUUCGUCCUUCUUUCGGCAAAGGGAAGCCACAUCUUUCAGAAACUGCGUCCAGUUGAUCAGCUGCGCCACCUCCUGGUCAGCUGCGCUGCAGGAGAAAGUGAGGAUAUUGAGCGCUUCUUCAAGCUGCACAGGGAGGAGCAGGCCUGUGCCACAGCUCUCAUCCUGGCUUGUUCUAACGCUGCCUGUGACAGAGAGGUAUCCCAAUGGGCCACCAGAGCUUUCUUCAGAUAUGGAGGAGAAGCACAGAUGAGAUUUCCUGCUGCCAUGGCAACACCCAGUACUCUUGGGCCUGUGAUGAGCUCUCCAGCACCGGGUGUGGUGCCUCCUGCAUUUUCAACACCAUUUGCACCGAUGCAGUCUGGAUCUGCACCCAUCACUCCGAUGUCGGCUGGUCCUGAGGUGAUUUUCUCUGGAAAACACAACGGCAUUUGCAUCUACUUUGCUCGCAUUCUUGGAAAUCUGUGGGAUGGGAGCCUUGCUUUUGAGAAAACGAUGAGCAACGAAAAUCAGACUGUCAGCAUUUUGGAAAGCACCGUUGACUCAUUUGAGCUUGAGGCCAUCCUCCUGCAGCUCAGAGGUUUACAGGAGUUCCUUGAUAAAAACUCUCAGCUCAGCCCAUCUUCUCUAGGUGCUGCAAGCUUCAGCUCCCCCGCCAACCUGCAGCAAAGGCUGCUGGGAUUUAUGCGCCCUGACGGAGCCAGCUCCCAGCAGGUGCAGCAGGAGCUCCAGAGGAAAUAUCACACUAAGGCUCAAGUCUAUGAGAAAGCAUCUCUGCAGGGGAUCCAGCAGCUUGUGUAUCGCUCUUACCAAACUCUGGCACUUUGGAAACUCCUCUGCGAUCAUCACUUCAGCCUCAUUAUGUCUGAGCUGCCAAAGGAGUUUCAAGAGCAAAUGAAGGGUGCAUGUUUUAAGGAUGUAGUGACCAGAGGCAAGGAGUUAUCUGGAGCUCUGGUCACAGGGCUUAUUAAUGUCUAUAUUAAAGACAACGCCUCCGUGGACGCCAUCAGCAAUCACCUCCGAGACCUCUGUCCGCUGCUGUACAGCACUGAUGACAGCGUUUGCUCAAAGGCCAACGAGUUGCUGCAGAGCUCAAAGCAAAUCCAGAACAAAGUGGAGAAGGAGCGAACGCUGAGAGAGUCUCUGCAGCUCUACCAACAGAUCAGCCAACAUACAGACCUGCCUCUUGUUUGCUCCCAGUACAGACAAGUGCGUUUCUACGAAGGAGUUCUUGAGUUGUGCCUCACGGCAGCAGACAAAAAGGAUCCACAGAGGCUAGGACCCCACUUCUAUAAAAAUGGAGAGCCUGAGGAGGACAAGGUGGGGCUGCAGGCCUUCCAGGAAAGACUUUCUUGUUAUAAGUGCAUCACAGACACCAUGCAGGAGCUGGUGAACCAGAGCAAAGCUGCCCCUCAGUCGCCCAGCGUUCCCAAGCAGCCCGGACCCCCCGUCAUGACCUCCGAUCCCAACAUGCUAAGCAACGAAGAAGCUACUGCACAUUUUGAGCAGAUGCUCGGCUUGGCCCAGAGGUCCCAGGACGAGCUGUUUCACAUCGCCCUGUACAACUGGCUGAUCCAGGCUGACCUGACGGACAAGCUGCUGGAGGUGAAUUCUCCUUAUCUUGAAGAACACCUGAUGCAUAUAAUAAAACAGGACCAGAGCAAAGUUCACAACAUGGACCUGUUGUGGCGCUACUACGAGAAAAAUCGCAACUUUGGCAAAGCAGCUCAUGUCUUGGCCCGCCUCGCUGACAUGCACAGCACUGAGAUCUCCCUAAAGCAGCGUCUGGAGUACAUCGCUCGAGCCAUCCUGUCUGCUAAGAGUUCCUCCUGCAUCUCUGCUCAGGCUUCUGACGGAGAAUUCCUUCACGAACUGGAGGAAAAGAUGGAGCUUGUCCGCAUUCAACUGCAGAUCCAGGAAACCCUGAUCAGGCUGUACUCCAAUCAUCCCUCAGUGAAAAAUGCCAUCUCACAACUGGACUCUGAGCUUAUGGACAUUACAAAGCUUUACGGAGAGUUUGCUGACCAUUAUAAACUGUCUGAGUGCAAGCUGGCCAUAAUUCACUGUGCAGGACACUCUGACCAAAUACUGGUCCACUCACUAUGGCAGGAGAUCUUGGAGAAAGAACUGAGCGACAGCGUGGCCAUGAGUCCAGCAGACAGGAUGAGGUCCCUCAAUCUGAAACUGGUUACACUGGGGAAGAUUUACGCUGGAACACCUAGAUACUUCCCUCUGGAGUUUCUUGUAAAGUUUCUGGAGCAGGAAGUCUGCCGACUGAACUGGGAUGUGGGAUUUGUCACAUUUACGAUGCUGGAGAUCGGAGUACAGCUGCCACGGCUUCUGGAGGUUUAUGAUCAGCUCUUCAAAUCCCGGGAUCCCUGCUGGCUUCGGUUGAGGAAACCUUUACAUUUAGUGGAGUGCAUCCAUGUGCUUCUCUCAGGAUAUGUGGACGACCCCAGCAGAGUGGCAACAUAUGACAGGCGCCGAUUCACCAACGUUUGCCUCGACAACAUCUGCGGAUACCUGGUGGAGCUGCAGUCUUUGAGUCCAAACUCAGCCCUUCAGCAAAUAAUCGGCAACUUCAAGUCCCUGCAGGCCAAGCUGGAGAAGCUCCAUUGACAGGAGCUACAUUCUUCAUCAAUAAACAAUUGGCUGACCUCUGGCUGGUACUCUGCUGGCCUUAAACAAAGAGACCUGGCACUGUAUGUUUUGGCAUUUGUUAUGAUGAGAGACUGGCACAGUGACAAGUUUUAUAACUUAUUUCUUACCUUUUUUUUUUGUUAGUUUGAAUAUUGUGCGGAGUUUUGAAAAGACUGCUUAUAAUUUGCAUUGUUUGCAAAUAGCUGUUUGAAAUCUAGAAAUGGAGGGACUUUCAAUAAUGUCUUUAUUAAAAACUCAUGAAAUCUGUUGCAUAUAUUAAAACCUAGCUCAAUUUGA
Messenger RNA from Gambusia affinis (western mosquitofish), 4626 nucleotides. It is a transcript of the gene nup155, whose product is annotated as nucleoporin 155. Gene Ontology annotation, molecular function: structural constituent of nuclear pore. The transcript has 34 exons. Gene Ontology annotation, cellular component: nuclear pore inner ring; nuclear pore. Gene Ontology annotation, biological process: protein localization to nuclear inner membrane; protein import into nucleus; transcription-dependent tethering of RNA polymerase II gene DNA at nuclear periphery. Bases 205 to 4308 code for a protein of 1367 amino acids. The record is from RefSeq and is a predicted model, not a curated record. Lineage: Eukaryota; Metazoa; Chordata; Actinopteri; Cyprinodontiformes; Poeciliidae.